AUGAAAGCUCAUAAACUCCUCUCUCUGAGAUAUUCCUUAUUUACCCUACUGCUUUUUCAGCAGGCUUGGGCUCAAUUCCCACGAGAGUGUGUCACCGUUGAGGCUUUGAGAAGCGGCGUGUGUUGCCCAGACCUUUCUGCCGUGUCUGGGCCUGGGACAGACCCCUGUGGCUCAUCGUCAGGGAGGGGCAGGUGCGAGGCAGUGAUUGUAGACACCCGACCCCAUGGCCCCCAGUACCCCCAUGAUGGCAGAGAUGAUCGAGAAGCCUGGCCCAUGCGGUUCUUCAAUAGGACAUGCCACUGCAAUGGCAAUUUCUCAGGACACAACUGUGGGGCUUGCCGUCCUGGGUGGAGAGGAGCUGCCUGCGACCAGAGGGUUCUCACAGUUAGGAGAAAUCUUCUGGACUUAAGUACAGAAGAAAGGAACCACUUUGUCCGGGCCCUGGAUAUGGCAAAGCGCACGAUUCACCCUCAGUUUGUCAUUGCCACCAGGAGAGCAGAAGAAAUAUUGGGACCAGAUGGCAACACACCACAGUUUGAGAAUGUUUCCAUUUAUAACUACUUUGUCUGGACACACUAUUACUCAGUCAAAAAGACCUUCCUUGGGGCGGGGCAGGAAAGCUUUGGUGAAGUGGAUUUCUCUCAUGAAGGACCAGCUUUCCUCACAUGGCAUAGGUACCACUUACUGCAGCUGGAGAGAGACAUGCAGGAAAUGUUGCAAGAGCCUUCUUUCUCCCUUCCUUACUGGAAUUUCGCGACUGGGAAAAACGUCUGUGAUAUCUGCACUGAUGACUUGAUGGGAUCAAGAAGCAAUUUUGAUUCCACUCUUAUAAGCCCGAACUCUGUCUUUUCUCAAUGGCGAGUGGUCUGCGAAUCCUUGCAAGAUUAUGAUACCCUGGGAACAAUCUGUAACAGCACUGAGAGUGGGCCAAUUAGAAGAAAUCCGGGUGGAAAUGUGGCCAGACCGAUGGUGCAACGUCUUCCUGAACCACAGGAUGUCGCUCAGUGCUUGGGAGUUGAUGUCUUUGACACACCUCCUUUUUAUUCCACUUCUACAAACAGUUUCCGAAAUGCAGUGGAAGGUUAUAGUGAACCCACGGGAAACUAUAACCCUGCUGUUCGAAGUCUUCACAAUUUGGCUCAUCUGUUCCUGAAUGGAACAGGAGGACAAACCCACUUGUCUCCAAAUGAUCCUAUUUUUGUCCUCCUGCAUACUUUCACUGAUGCAGUCUUUGACGAAUGGCUGAGGAGAUACAACGCAGAUAUAGCCACAUUUCCAUUGGAAAAUGCUCCUAUUGGACAUAAUAGACAAUACAAUAUGGUGCCAUUCUGGCCUCCAAUAACCAACACAGAAAUGUUUGUUACUGCUCCAGACAACCUGGGAUAUAUUUAUGAAGUUCAGUGGACAGGUCGGGAUUUUAGUAUAUCUGAGAUCAUUACUAUAGCUGUAGUUGCUGCUCUAUUGCUGGCUGCAGUCAUUUUUGCGGGUGCUUCUUGUUUGAUUCGUGCCAGAAGCAAAAUGAAUGAAGCUAAUCAGCCUCUCCUCACUGAUCAGUAUCAACGCUAUGCCGAAGAAUAUGAAAAACUCCAUAAUCCUAAUCAGUCUAUGGUCUGA
Molecule: messenger RNA, 1614 nt
Organism: Cynocephalus volans (Philippine flying lemur)
Lineage: Eukaryota; Metazoa; Chordata; Mammalia; Dermoptera; Cynocephalidae
Gene: TYRP1
Product: tyrosinase related protein 1
Exons: 7
Coding region: 1-1614 (537 amino acids)
Biological process (GO): melanosome organization; melanocyte differentiation
Cellular component (GO): melanosome
Molecular function (GO): oxidoreductase activity
Source: RefSeq, a predicted model, not a curated record